Closterium sp. Yama58-4 is the source of this 2208-nucleotide messenger RNA. Lineage: Eukaryota; Viridiplantae; Streptophyta; Zygnematophyceae; Desmidiales; Closteriaceae. The record is from the annotation of a GenBank genome assembly.
AUGGGCUAUACAACGGGUGCGCCACGCCAGUCUUCCACGCAAGCGCGCGGAACAUCUGGUACGCGCCGCGAGCGCGCCAGAACGGGCAAGGAGUGCGCUGAAUCUCCCGUGGGGCGCCGCGAUGUCGUGUCAGCUGACAGCUACUCGGAGGAUGAGCACAGCCGAACGAGUAGAGCUCCCGGUAGAGGUGGCGGGGGAGCCGGCGGCAGAGGCGCUAGCAGUAGCGGCAACGGUCGGGAGAAGAGAGCAGCGGGUAGUGGAAGGGACGGUGUGGACAGAGCGGACCGCCGUGACCGACGGCCAAGUGCGAAGUGCUUGGAGGAAGAUAGCACUGAGUACGAGAGUAAGGACGAGCCUACUGAUAGCUGUACCGACGACGACUUUAGCGAGAACGAAGAGGCCAGUGAGGGUAGCGACGUUGACGACAGCGACGUUGACGGCAGCGACGUUGACGGCAGCGACGUUGACGGCAGCGACGAUGACGGCAGCAGCAAUCGCUCGUCGCCUCGAAGCAGCGAUAGACGCCACACGGGGCGCGACUCGAACGGCAGCUCACGCCGUCGCUCAGACUCGCGGUCGCCGCGUUCCCCCGAGUCAACGCGGUCGCCGCGCUCUCCCGAGUCUACGCGGUCGCCGUGUUCGCCGGAGUCAAGGCGGUCGUUGAGUUCCCCGGAGUCAACGCAGUCUCCGCGAGACGCAAAAUCGUGGAGCGGUUCCGACGAUAACGCGUCCAGUCACGAGUACGCAGAUACGUAUGUGACCCGCAGCAGGACACGGGCGUCCGCUGCGUCAGUGGACUAUUCGCAGAGAGCGCCAGCGGGACAUUACGCCGCGGAGCACGAGCACGAGCAUCAGCACCAGCAUCACCACCGCCAACUGCGCAUCAGCGCACCCCCGCCUCCGCAGCAUAAGCGCUACGCUUCCGCCGCCGCCGUCCCCGCGAAGAAUCGAUCCGUUAGUCUUUCCGCGGCGUCGUUAGACCAGGCAGCCGCCGCGAUCGCCGGCGUCUCUGGCGGCGACGAGCCCGCGGAACUAAUGCAUGGCAGCAACGCCGCGUACGCCGGUACUGGCGGCGGGAAUUGCGGGGCGCGGUUGCCCGCGGGGAACGCUGCGGGUGGGCGGGUGCCUUCCGCGCAGGCGCGGUCAAUGCGCAAGUGCAUCAGCGGGGAUCGCGCUACUAUGGGGAGCGGUUCGAUGGAUCUAGACAGGUGCAAGCAGGGAGGCCUGGGGAUCGGUCCUCGUGGUGCUGCUGGUGUUGCAGGGGGGUGUAACGCGCCGCGGCCUAGUGGUAACCAGCCUGGUAACCAGCAGUGCCUACAGCCUGUGAGGCAGAACGUUCGUCCCUCCGCGAUUGCACGAAGCAUGAGUGUUCCAGAUGACGAACUAGAACGAACUCCAUUAGGUGGUUACCAGCAGCAGCAUGGUCCCAGCCACGGGCAGGGGUAUAUUCACGGGCAGAUGAACGGGCAGCCGGAUUACGCCUAUCGCCAACCCGGACCUGGGAAACUUCAGAUGAAAGCCCUCCGCCGCGCACAGUCCGGUCGUCUCAAUCCCAGUAACGGAUCUGCCAAUAACGGAUCGCCUUCUACCAGUAGCAGCAGCCGAACCGCAAUGCCACGGUCCAUGUCAGCUAAAGCCCCCUCACCCACACCACCCUUCCUCCCAAACGGGUUAAUUGACUUAUACCCUGUAGAGCCUCUCUCACCCACAGAAAUCCAGACUCCUGUAGGCGUUCCCCCUGCUAGAAGAGACUUUCCCUCCCUGCCCAUGCUCGAUAUCCCCUGGUGCUCUGCUGAUAGCCCCCGCUCCCCCCCCAAACCCAUCAACGUCGGCCCGCCUCUCCGAAGCUGCAGCUUAGGCCCGGCAGUGCAGCAGGUUUGGGCUGGGGGGCGGAUUGGGGUGAAGGCAGGGCAGGGUAUGGGGGCUGGUGGGGAUGGUGGUGGGGGGAGGGGAGGGGGAGUGGUUGAGAGGAGUAUGAGUGAGGAGAGGCGGGUGAAGGCGCAGGCUGCCAGGAAUGCGGUGCGUGUGGUGGAGCUGGGUGGGCCUGCAGAGGGGUCACCAGUGCCACAUGCUGUGGCGGUGGCAGCAGCAGGAGCAGUAGCAGCAGGGGCAGGUAGGGCAGGUGGGGAGAUGGGAGCAGUGGCAGUGGCAGGGCAUGGAAAGAAGGGCCACUUGAGAGGAUUCUUUGCAAGCUGGGGCGGGCACUAG